Messenger RNA from Aspergillus tanneri, 1521 nucleotides. RefSeq lists its product as uncharacterized. The transcript is spliced from 2 exons. Gene Ontology annotation, cellular component: nucleus. Gene Ontology annotation, biological process: regulation of transcription by RNA polymerase II. The coding region runs from base 1 to 1521 and encodes 506 amino acids. The record is from RefSeq and is a predicted model, not a curated record. NCBI's taxonomy places the organism in Eukaryota, Fungi, Ascomycota, Eurotiomycetes, Eurotiales, Aspergillaceae. Gene Ontology annotation, molecular function: RNA polymerase II cis-regulatory region sequence-specific DNA binding; DNA-binding transcription factor activity, RNA polymerase II-specific.
AUGAAAAUGAUCGCAACACAUCCUCCCUCUCCCCCUCAGUCCACAGAUGGGGCUACGCCUGAACCUCAUCGGAAUCCUUGCGGGACCAUCCAUUCUUUGUACAACCAGGGCAACAUCCUGGACGCUGCGACGAUGCAUGGCGACCCUACAGCUGGCGAGAUCGCAUACGACGGGGGCUCACAAGCGUCGAUGGGCUAUAAUCCUUCCGCUUACUCGCAGAGUCUGCCACUGCAUUCGGCGCAAAUAAUCACAAACAAUCCCCAGGUGGAAACGCCUCCCCCUACUUCGGACGAGGACUUUCUCCGUGGCAGUUCACAGUCAACGCCCUCACAGUGGCUAUCUCCCCCCGCCCGGACAAAGACUCGCUCAAAAGCGAAGAUCACCAAGGGUCCGAAAUCCAGGGCCGUGAGGCAGAAAAACAUAGUUUAUCCCAGAAUGCCUGGUCCGCUGAGCGAAUUGACCAAGCAUAUGACUCAGGUACCCAUCAGAGACAUGGAAGUGUGGGUGCACCGACCGAUCGAAGUUCGCCAGCAAGAGGUUGCCAAAAAGAAAGGCAAGGUCGCCAGACCCAUGAACUCUUUCAUGCUCUAUCGAUCUGCAUACGCCGAGCGGGCCAAGCAGUGGUUCGCCCAGAACAAUCACCAGGUUGUAUCCAGAAUGGCCGGGCAGAGUUGGAAACUUGAAUUGCCGGAAAUCCGGAAGAGAUACGAGCUUCUCGCAAGAAUGGAGAAGGCCAAUCACGAAAGAGCCCACCCUGGAUAUAGGUUCGCGCCCGAGAAGGACAAAAAGAAGCGAUGCAAGUCGGCCGAGGAAAAUGACAGUCUGAAGUGCUCCGAAACCCCACCCAAAUCCAGCCCAUCUUUGAACCAUAUCCGUACUGUGGGCUCGGAAAUGGGUAGCGAAUGGGACAGUCGCGACUCCACUCCAUUCGGGGUCGUUGAUCAUGAGCUGUCCGUAGGAGGAGCCUACUUCAAUUCUCCCUGGCAAUCCGGCACCCCCGGCAAACCGGCUCCUGGGAUGAUGUCUUCUCCCGAGCCUCAGUAUCUGCAACAGUCGGUCCAUCCUGUCCUCCUUGGUUCUCACGUUGAAGAUGUUCGAUCCAAGAAGAUCGGCAUGCAGGAUGUUCAGUAUACCACGUCCACUGCCUUGGCGGGGCUGCCAGGUGCUGCCCAUCAUGAACUUCUCCAACCUCAGACGAUUGUUCCCGCUCCGGGGUCUGGCUCCGACGGACAACUGGAUCCUCAGCUGUUGGGAUACCAUGGUGACGUAUCGAACGGUGGUGGGCAUGUUUACAGCAAUUCUCAUUAUUCGGUAUGGCAAGAGACACCGGCGGGCAACUGCUACCUUCCCGUGGCCACGACUCUGUCGCCUACCGCAGUGUCCUACAUCGGGGCCGGCUACCAAUCGGGGCUAUCGACUCUGGCAGAGAGUCGUGAGGCAUGGGAGCCAAGUACCGAAGGAGUCAUGGACACUGCUGGUGAAUUUGAUAAUUGGAUCAACUCUCAUCCAUCAGGAUAUUAA